CACACCUGACUGAUCCGCGGGAGGCGGAGGGUCUCUUCCCAAGCCCCGCCCUGGACUUCCUCCUGGGGAAUGCCUGGAAUUACCUCGACGGCUUCGGCUGGAGCUCCUCCCCUUCUCCCUGAACGCUGCACGUGGGGCUUGGCCGAGAGCCCGGCGAAGAAGGGAAGGUGUGCCUGUCUCUCGCUGCCGGUCUCUCCCGCGGCAGAGCAGCCAGCCGGUCUCUCCGGCCCUGGGAACCCGCUAGCCGAGGAUGGACCGCUAGGAUUUGCAGCCGCCGCCGGGGUGAUGAUGGCUACUCCCCUGCCGGCAGGUUUGCAGAGCCGUGCGGGGAGGGUUGCGGUGGAGCGUCGAGGAGGACUCUCUCCGAAGGGCGAAGAGGGUCGCCGCAUAGGAGAGCUCGCCUUUUCCCCUUGGUUGUCUCCUACGGCUCCACUCGGCUCGGCUCGGCUGCGAGAGGACCGGAGAAAAAAGGGAGAACUUGAUGUACUAGAAAUUCCAUCCAUACCAAAUCCCUUCCCGGAGCUUUGCUGCUCUCAAUUUACAUCUGUUUUGUCAGCCAGUCUGUUGCCUAAGGCAAAUCCCAGGAUAAAACAGGUAAUUAAAAUAUAUAGUGAGGAUGAAACUAGCAGAUCUUUAGAAGUACCAAGUGAUAUAACAGCCAGAGAUUUGUGCCAGUUGCUAAUACUAAAGAACCAUUAUGUUGAUGAUCACAGCUGGACUAUGUUUGAACAUCUCGCUUGCUUAGGCUUAGAGAGAAUAAUUGAAGACCACGAAAGGAUGACUGAGAUCCAGUCAAAAUGGGGAAUUGAAGAAGGCAAUAGAUUUUAUUUUAGAAAAAAUUAUGCCAAAUAUGAAUUUUUCAAAAACCCAGAGAAUUUUUUCCCAGAAUAUCUGAUAUCCUUCUCAAAUGAGAUCAGUGGAGCAAUGAGCCAUACACAAAUACUGCAGAUGUUUUUAAGUUCCAGUACAUAUCCUGAGAUUCACAGUUAUUUACAUGCAAAAGAGCAAGGGAAAAAAACCUGGAAAAAGAUGUACUUUUUGCUGCGAAGAUCUGGUCUGUAUUUUUCCACUAAGGGGACAUCAAAGAUACUGCUGGGCCAAAUGGACCUCAGAAUUCCCAGAUACUCAAAGAUGUUGGACCAGGGGUCGCCAAACUGUCAACCAUGGGCACCAUGGCACCUGCGAAGGCCUUCAGUGGUGCACCCAGAGCCAAGGCACCUGCAGCUUUUCAGUGAAUUCAGCAGUAGUGACAUAUAUAUGUCUUUGACAGGCAAAAAGGUGUCUGGAGUACCAGCCAGCUAUGGGUUCUGCUUUAAGCAUCACAAAGCAGGAGGAGCCAGAGACCUGAAACAACUUUAUGCAGACAGUGAACAAAGUAGGACCUGUUGGGUGACAGCAAUUCGGUUGCUCAAGUAUGGGAUGCAGCUUUACCAGAAUUACAUGCAGCCCUAUCAAGGUAGAAGUGGGUGCAUUUCUCUGAGUACACCUGUGAGAAGCGUUUCAGAGAAUUCUCUGGUAGCCAUGGACUUCACAGGACAUAAAUCCAGAGUGAUUGAAAACCCCACAGAAGCCCUGUCAGUUGCAGUUGAAGAAGGUUUAGCAUGGCGGAAAAAAGGGUGCUUAAGACUUGGCGUGCACAGUAGUCCCACUACUUUGCAAAAUGUGUCAUCAAAUAUAGCCAUCCACAGUGCACAGCUAUGGUUUCACCAUAAGAUCUCUAGAGAGGAGGCACAUCAACUCAUAUUGCGGCAAGGACUGGUGGAUGGUGUUUUCUUGGUACGGGAUAGCCAAAGUAACCCCAGAACCUUCGUGCUGUCACUGAGCCAUGGACUGAAAAUAAAGCACUUCCAGAUUGUACCAUUGGAAGAGGAAGGCAAACUGUUUUAUACGUUGGAUGAUGGUCACACCAGAUUUUCCGAUCUCAUCCAGCUAGUGGAGUUCUACCAGCUCAAUAAAGGCAUCCUACCUUGCAAGUUAAAACAUUAUUGUGCCCGAAUUGCACUUUAGCCAAGAUGCUAACAUUUCACCGAAGCCUCGAAGGAAAGAAAGGCUGAAUGUUUGCUUCUUUUUGUAAAUGAAGAGAGUGAAACAAUGUAAAUUUCAGCUUGUAAAGAUGACUUUGUAUUCACCAUAGCAAAACAAAAUCCAGUACUUUUGUGUUAGAGUUGUCUAAGAGUUGAUCUUCCAGAAAUGAAUCUCAAGCUGAAAUUGUUUAAUACUGCAAUGCUGCAGUCCUAGGGAGUAUUUUUCAAAUGUCAAUAAAUGUCUUUUUCACUAGUUUCCUUUAUACCUUUCGAGGUGUGUCAUUUUAAGUCAAAUUCUUCUCACACAAU
This is a messenger RNA of Rhineura floridana, 2333 nucleotides long. It is a transcript of the gene GRB14, whose product is annotated as growth factor receptor bound protein 14. NCBI's taxonomy places the organism in Eukaryota, Metazoa, Chordata, Lepidosauria, Squamata, Rhineuridae. Gene Ontology annotation, cellular component: cytoplasm; plasma membrane. Bases 70 to 2007 code for a protein of 645 amino acids. The record is from RefSeq and is a predicted model, not a curated record. The transcript has 15 exons. Gene Ontology annotation, biological process: negative regulation of insulin receptor signaling pathway; insulin receptor signaling pathway.